AGGAAUCCUUAUGAUAUCAAUAAGAUCUCCGGUGGUUCUUCUAGCGGAUCUGCCACACUGGUCUCUGCAGGAUUGUGUCCAGUUGCACUUGGUGUUGAUGGAGGAGGUUCUGUCCGUAUGCCUGCUGCUCUUUGUGGUGUUGUUGGUUUCAAACCAGGAUUCGGCCGUGUGUCUCAUUCAGGUGUUCUUCCUCUGAACUAUACAGUAGGAAUGGUUGGUGUAUUGGCAGCCACAGUUGAAGACGCAUUUAUUGUUUAUGCAGCUAUAAGCAGCAACAGUCUGUCAGAUCACCCCGUUUCUUUACAGCCUAAAGUAGAUUUCCCACUUUUGAAGUUUACGAACUCAAUUUCUAAUAUCAAAAUGGCGAAGUAUGGGGAGUGGUUUAAUGAUUGCAAAGAUGAAAUAAAAAACUGCUGCUAUGAUGCCCUGGACUUGCUUAGCAAGACUUACGGGUGGAAGACUGUGGAGACAACCAUACCCGAAAUUGAAGCGAUGCGUCUCGCACACUAUAUAACAAUUGGUUGUGAAUGUAAUGCUUCACUGAACUCUCAUUCAGAGAAGAUUAAGCGUUCAGAGUUAGGUUGGGACGCAAGGGUAGCACUUACUGUAUAUGCCUCAUUUAGCAGCGGAGAGUAUUUGAAUGCCCAGCGAGUUAGAAAUCGUCAUAUGCAAAUUUAUGCGAAGAUCUUUAAGUCUGCCGAUGUAAUUGUCACGCCUACAACAGGUGUCACAGCAUAUCCAAUUACAAAAACUGCUAUAAAAUAUGGCGAGUUUGACUACCAUAACGGAGCUGCACUUGUACGGUAUCAAAUACUGGGGAACUUUCUUGGACUGCCUGCGGUGACAGUUCCGGUCGGAUAUGACAAAUUUGGGAUGCCAAUUGGUUUGCAAUUCAUUGGGAGACCACAUUCUGAAGCGACUUUAAUCCAUAUAGCUUUCGCGAUGCAGAGUUUGUGCAUCUCAAGCUACAGAAAACCACAGGUUUUCUAUGAUUUGCUUGGUAAAGAUGCAGUACGAGGACCAACAAUAAUGGAAGGACAUCAAAACAUGCUUAUGAUGCCUUCAACUUGAUUUACUUGGUUAUGCAAUUCAAUCAGUGUAAAGAGAGAACUUAUACUUUGGUUAGUCUUUGGCGUUUGCAGCAUUGGUGGCUUAUAUAUAAUUCCUACGCCAUAUCUAGCUGGUUAGUACACAGGAAUAAGUACUUGAAAUUUUGAAUUUCUAAAAACUUCACACGGCACUUUUGUUAUUUCAUUCUUCAACUGGCAGUUUUUCUUGUCCUUCAGAGUUUAGACAUCGAUAAAAAAAAUAUUGAUCCAUUAUCCUCGACUGUUUGUGCUAUGAAUUGAGGUUUUAACCAAAGAGGAGAAGAGAUUUAGCAACA
This is a messenger RNA of Papaver somniferum (opium poppy), 1384 nucleotides long. RefSeq names its product fatty acid amide hydrolase-like. Gene Ontology annotation, molecular function: catalytic activity. The transcript has 13 exons. Lineage: Eukaryota; Viridiplantae; Streptophyta; Magnoliopsida; Ranunculales; Papaveraceae. The record is from RefSeq and is a predicted model, not a curated record. The annotation marks the transcript as partial.